ACACACACACACACACACACACACACACACGCUGCUGUGACAACGAGGAGUGGGCGAGAUAUUAUGUGAAGCUACCACGCCUCCCCCAGUCUCGAACUGAACAAGUCGUAAUGCGGAUUCCUACUGUGCGGAGAGGCUGCUGCGAACAUUAUGUCUUGUUUUUAUCAAGGUUCACGUGACGCCACAACAAUGGAGUUGCAACUCAUCAAUAAAGAGCUGACAUUUUGUGGUUGUAUCUAGACAGACGAGAAUGAGCGUUAUGUACACAAGAUUCAUCCUUGUCCGCCUGGCUCGCUGGCUCCGGCUCCAAAAGCCCCUGGCUCGUCUGCUUCUCCUGGCAGUCUUCCUCGUGGUCUGCCUGCACUUCUCUGCCAGGCUGAUGACGUCACUUUCUGGUAGAGGAAUCAGUCACGUGAAGACCAGGAUAUCGGCAGCUGGGAAGAGAGACCUUGAUCUAAUCUCGUUUCGGAAACUGUCUCAAGACUCUGGACUUGUCGGUGACGGAGACGGUAAUGUUGGCAGUGACGGUGAAGGUGAAGGCGAAGGUGAAGGUGAAGGUCACGAGGUGUACGCCGGGUUCAAACUUUUGAGGAAAGUGCUUCUGAGCAAUACAGAGAAAACAGCUGUACUGUCCGAGAUACUCAAGGGGGAUAGCCAUUCUUCAUCGCUUCCUCCUGUCUCUGCAGUUCUCACCUUACGUAAUUUUAUCUCUGGUCUUGAAGCUAUGAAGUAUCUACGAGGAGCGUUACAGUAUCUCCCGGAACAUCUGGUCACGGACAUCAUCAUUGUUCUGGACAUGAAAGCCAAAGAGUCGGAGAACACGGUCAUUGAGGACGCGAUGAGUGACUGUGAGAUCUGUCGAGUGUUCAUUCUGAACGGAACCGUCUACGAAAGCUUGAACUUCGCCGUCAAUUUUGCUCGAAACGAUUACGUCGCUUUCGUCGACUGUAGAGUCCAGUUAACGGAUUUCUGGCUGGAGCCAAUGGUGGCCAAACUAAUUGUGACUCCUAGAGCUGUCGUCUCACCCAACGUCCGGCUGGCUAGUUCUGACGGAAGUUUGGUCAACCUGGGAGUGUACAGAACAGAGAUCACGUGGGACCUGGGUGUUGUUCGAGGAGUGGACGAUAUGUUACUGCGCCUGGUGCAAAAGGAUAAACCGCUCUUCAUCGACCAAACAGCUGUGUCUAAAGAAGUGUUUGUAGUUCGGAAAGAUUUUUUCGUCCGUCUCGAGCGUUUCGACAUUUUACCCUUCACGUCCGGAGUAGAAGACGCUGCUCUGUCUCUGAAAGUUCUCAACUGUGGGGGGAAUAUUUUACAGUCUCGUUAUUCCGUUGUGUUUCUGCCCAUACCCACGGGCUCAGUGACCUCCAGCGUUCUGAGGAUGCAACCGGAUAUUCUUAAUCCUACUUUCAGUUUGCAGGAAUACAAGAUGGCCACUUCUAUGUUGACUACGUCAAAGAUUUGGAUGGACGCCUUCAGCAUACAGUACAUGGCCUGCGCGGCCAAAGGUAAGCUGGACCCUUCUUUUUAUCACUCUCGGCCUAUCGAAAAGUCGUAUGUCUUCACGGACUUAGACAACGAUGGAGCACUGCUAAAGCGAACUCUGAUCGCUAUGACGUGCAAACUGACAAAUUUUCGCUACAUGAUUCUGCUCCGUCAGCCAAAAAUGACGGUCCCCGACAAGGACUCGACCUACUUCGGCUACAUCCGCACCCUGAACGGUUUGUACGCUGUGGGUCUUCCGUCGACAUCGCCAACCUCCUCUGAGUCGAGGCUCUCCGAGGAAGAACGCUACCAAUACGUGUCUGAUAACUUUGUUCUUACCCGCAACUCCAGUCUGUGGAUUGGGCCUUUUUCUUACGCAAAAGGGAGUAUUAUUUAUAAAAACAAGUUCUGCGUUACGUACACAACCGGAGCCUAUUUGAGACUGACCAGGUGCUCGCCUCAGAGCCAGUACCAAGCAUUUGUCUAUAAACAUAACUCUCUGUCUCUCGCGUCUGAUCCGGACACAUGUGUGGGCGUCAAGGGGACAGAGGAUAUUUCUGCGCCGCUCAGAAUGAUGGACUGUGGGACGAGAGAGUCUGUGAAAGGAUUUAAGUUUGAUGUACAAUUUUUGGAGGACUGCGUAAAGUAAUGUUAGAAGAAGAAGAAGAAGAAGAAGAAGAAGAAGAAGAAGAAGAAGAAGAAGAAGAAAAAGAAACAACACUGAUCUUGUACAUUUUAUACCAGUUCUGAAUUUGUAGUAUUAUCGUCUGUAUCAAUGUGGUGUUGUGAAUUAUGUGAUGUUGAUGUUACCUCCACCUGUUGGUUGUUGUUUUUUCAAUUCGAGUGUUUUAUACUUUCAAGUGCAAUCCACAUAAUUUUGGGAAAAGGACCAAUAUGUUGUUAUUUAUUUCAUUCAAUUAUUAACUUAUCAAAACUCACGUGUGGAAACUAUUGUUUAGCACUGGAGCGGAGAAAUAAAUGAAGACUCAUUUU
This is a messenger RNA of Aplysia californica (California sea hare), 2478 nucleotides long. RefSeq names its product polypeptide N-acetylgalactosaminyltransferase 6. Gene Ontology annotation, cellular component: Golgi apparatus. The record is from RefSeq and is a predicted model, not a curated record. Bases 251 to 2134 code for a protein of 627 amino acids. The transcript is spliced from 2 exons. Lineage: Eukaryota; Metazoa; Mollusca; Gastropoda; Aplysiida; Aplysiidae.